Molecule: messenger RNA, 2211 nt
Organism: Colius striatus (speckled mousebird)
Lineage: Eukaryota; Metazoa; Chordata; Aves; Coliiformes; Coliidae
Gene: SACK1C
Product: family with sequence similarity 83 member C
Exons: 4
Coding region: 16-1803 (595 amino acids)
Biological process (GO): epidermal growth factor receptor signaling pathway
Source: RefSeq, a predicted model, not a curated record
UCAGCAGCUCCCGUCAUGUUCAACUACCUGGCAGUGGAGGUGAGGCCCCAGUUCCACCGCAGCCACGGGGGCCAGCAAGGGGUGUCUGGGCCGCUGAAGAGCCGCCUGGAGCAGCUGAAGAAGCCGUGGUGGAGGGAGCCCAGCCCGCUGGUGCUGCAGCACAGCGAGACGGCCAGGCUGGCCAUCGACGCCUUCCUGGAGCAGGGCGAGCGCGGCUACCUGGGCGCCAUCGCCGAGGAGCGGGAGCUGCCUUUUCUCUCCGCCCUGGACAUGGAGUACAUGACGCAUCAGAGAAACCAGAGCUUUGCAGAUCCAGGGGCAGUGAAGGACAAAGAGGCCGCUGACGGCGCAGACGCUGCAGACGGGGCCUCCCUCAGCUCCGAGCUAACGUCCGGUACCUACUUCCCGCUCAUGUCCGACGUGCACCCCCCUGAGCUGGAGCUGGGCUGGCCGGCGCCGCCGCUGCUCGCCGUGUCUGGCCACACUCAGGCCACUGUGGUUUUCCAAAGAAACAGGGCGACCAGCAUUAAGGAUUUGCUGCGGUCUGUGAUCAGCCGGGCACGGACGGUGAUAGCAAUUGUGAUGGAUCUGUUUACAGACAUGGAAAUCAUGUGUGACCUGCUGGAGGCCUCAAGCAGACGGCACGUCCCUGUCUACCUGAUCCUGGAUGAAGAGCACCUGAAGCAUUUUGUGGAAAUGUGCAAUAAAAUGACUCUUACUCAGGACAGCUUCCCAAACAUGCGUGUAAGAUGUCUGAGCGGAGACACCUACUACAGCAAAGCAGGCAAGAAGUUUGCAGGCCGACUUCUGGAGAAGUUCAUCCUGGUUGAUUGUGAUCAAGUUCUUGCUGGUACAUACAGUUUCACCUGGCUUUGCAGCCAAGUCCACACCAGCCUGGUGACCCACUUCCGUGGCCAAAUCGUUGCAGAGUUUGACAAGGAAUUCCGGUACUUGUAUGCAGAGUCCAAGGCAGUGACCAGCUUCUGUGUGCCAGACCCUGGGACGUGCCCCUCUUCUCACAACACCUCAAAAGUUGUCCACUCCCUUUUAAAACCCACACAGGGAAAUGAUGCUGAAACCUUGAGUCCCUCCAGCAGCCUUUCCAAUGUAAGCAUCAGAAGCAUAAAGGUUUCUCCCUUUCUGAAAACCUCUAGCUGCAAUGUACAGCAGGAAAAGCAAGAUCCAAGCUCUGAUUGUAGUAAUAAGAAGGGCAAGGAAGACACAGCUCUGAAAGCCACUUGCCUUAAGCAGCAAGGAGAACCACCAGAUGCAGCAAACAGUCCUCCAAGUAAGUCCACCUCGGCCUUGUAUCACAAAUCAAAUCCCGUGACAGCAAGGACAUUCUUGCAGCCAGAGCCUUCCCCUGCCCUGAGCUCCAAUAAAUGUGGCUAUCAAGGGGACAGUAAGGCUAACAGCAGCCACUGCUCCCCACUAAGGCAGGAGCAGACAUCACAGUCCCCUGCGGAGAGUGCUGGGAGCAACGGGACAAGCUUGAAACAGAAAGGGCCUGCUGCUCCCCCCAGGGAAGGGCCAGCAGAAAAUGACACCACAGCUUAUGGGAUGGAGAAAAGAGAGAGUCCUGGACAAGGGAAAUUGGACCUGCUGUCCCCAUACAGCCAGCUAAAGCGAAAUAAAAAGCCUGUAGUUCCUUGCUACGACAAACUCCCUGAAGACAUGCUGAUGGAAAAGAGCAGCACGUACGAGCCCGAGAAGAGGAUGACCCUGGGGCACAGUAAGCUGGAUCUGAUCACCAAGUACAACAAGUUAAAGUCUAAACAUAUCCACAGUCGGUUUGAACUCUGACCCAGGCCCCAAGGUGUCCUUAGGUCUCACUUUCAAGUGGUUGCUUUUCCCCAACAAUCAUAAGAUCUGGGGCUUGAAUUCAAAAUUGGUGGCAAAUUAGUCUUGUUCCUGUUGGAAGGUGUCUGUGCUGUUUCUCAUACAUGCAGGUGCCUGUUUCAGAUGAGAUGAGCAAGUACAGUUCAGAUUUUCAAUGAUGUAAACACACUCCACACUCCUACAUUCCUUUUACCCAUCUGGGAGAGAAUCAUUUCCCCACCAGCUUGCAGCAAGUCCAUUGCUACAGCUGGAAACUGUUUGGUCCCCGAGGUCUUUGGGCUGAACCCAGGUUCUCUUUGUACCGAGCGAUUCCAGUGCUGCAAACAAAAUGGUCAAAGGCAGGGGAACGUUGCUAUGAAUAAAAGAGCUGUU